UUUAGUGUUAUUAAGAUUGGCGAAAUUCAAACCCGAAAAAGCCAAAUGGGUAAACGGGUAGACGAAUUGGGCCACCUGUUGAUUAUAAUAUUCUAUCCAAGUUUUCGCCGUUUCCAUGUAAAAAACUCUGUUCAUUACCUUCUUAGAACAGCUAGAAGAAAAAAUGGCGAAAGCAACAGUUUGGCAAGCUUCUUUUACAUCAUAUUCUUCUUCUUAUCACAAAUUUUUUACUCCAAGAAAUCCCACGGUAGCAGUUGGUUUUUUGCUUUCUUUGUCACCCAGAAUUCACACUCUGUCUUCAGCGUUUCCUUCAUUUUCCAUCAAACCAAAACGACCCAAAAACUCUUUUCAAGUGAGAUCUGUGGCUGCUCCUGCAGAGGAUGUUGCAGGGUUUGAUGAAAUGGUGUUUGGGACCGAACGUAAGUAUUACAUGCUAGGUGGCAAGGGAGGUGUAGGAAAGACUAGUUGUGCUGCUUCACUAGCUGUUAAAUUUGCAAAUAAUGGACAUCACACUCUGGUGGUUUCAACUGAUCCAGCCCAUUCCUUGAGUGAUUCUUUUGCUCAGGAUUUGACUGGAGGGACACUAGUACCAGUUGAAGGACCUGACUUUCCCUUGUUUGCUCUUGAGAUAAACCCAGAGAAGGCUAGGGAAGAAUUUCGAGAUGCAACUAAGAACAAUGAUGGAACUGGGGUCAAAGAAUUCAUGAAUGGCAUGGGCCUUGGGAUGCUUGUGGACCAGUUAGGAGAGCUGAAAUUAGGAGAAUUGCUUGACACGCCACCUCCCGGUUUGGAUGAAGCUAUUGCAAUUUCAAAGGUGAUGCAAUUUCUUGAAUCACCACAAUAUAGUAUGUUUACUCGAAUAGUUUUUGACACUGCACCAACGGGACAUACAUUGCGACUUUUAUCAUUGCCAGACUUCUUGGAUGCAUCAAUAGGCAAAAUAUUGAAGCUUAGAGAGAAGAUAGCUUCAGCCACCUCAGCCAUCAAAUCUGUUUUUGGGCAAGAAGAAACCCGUCAGAAUGCUGCUGGCAAGUUGGAGCGACUGAGGGAGAGGAUGAUAAAAGUGAGAGACCUUUUCCGUGACACAGAUUCUACAGAGUUUGUCAUUGUCACAAUCCCCACGGUGAUGGCUGUCAGUGAGUCAUCUAGGCUACGUGCCUCCUUGAAGAAAGAAAAUGUUCCUGUGAGGAGACUUAUUGUUAAUCAGAUUCUUCCUCCAACUGCCUCUGACUGCAAGUUUUGUGCAGUGAAAAGGAAGGAUCAAAUGCGUGCUCUUGAAAUGAUUAGCAAUGACCCAGAGCUAUCCAGCUUGAAGUUAAUCCAAUCACCCCUAGUUGACAUGGAGAUUAGGGGUGUUCCAGCACUUAAAUUUAUGGGGGACAUAGUAUGGAAAUAAGCAACCACUAGGUUCAUCUUAAUACUGGAUGAUCAGGAAUUAACUGGAGACAUGAAGACAACAGUUAAUAAGCAGCAUUAGCCAGCACUCCUAGUAAUCCAGCAUUUGAGAAACCAGAGAUUUUGAUAACAAACUGCCAGAAAGCAUGAAAUAGGAUGACGGAAGAACUUCAGCCCUGAACUCUCUUAGAGCCAAAAGUAUUGUACCUUUGAAACUUUGAUAUAGCUCUAUAAGAUAGCAAAGAUGACAUACAUAAUCUUUCUUAUUACUGUUUCCGGACGUGCAAUAUUGAUCUAUGUUACAUGAAUUCUUCACUUUACCUUAACAUAGUCGUUUCUGACGUUUCUUGUCUUCACAUGGUUGUCUGACAUUUCUUGGACACUUCAUUAUUUAUUCGAGUAUGAAACUUUAAUCUUCAAAAUUAAUAUAAAAAAUUGUCAAAAAUGCUUGUUCGAUACCUUAUCUCGAGUCCAACACCGAAUCCCAUGUCAAGGGGUUAGCAGGUUAGGUGGAAUAUGAUUUAUGAAAUAUGAAAUACUUUGCCAUUGAAUUA
Messenger RNA from Durio zibethinus, 1949 nucleotides. RefSeq names its product ATPase GET3B-like. Gene Ontology annotation, molecular function: ATP hydrolysis activity; ATP binding. Gene Ontology annotation, cellular component: GET complex. The record is from RefSeq and is a predicted model, not a curated record. Gene Ontology annotation, biological process: tail-anchored membrane protein insertion into ER membrane. NCBI's taxonomy places the organism in Eukaryota, Viridiplantae, Streptophyta, Magnoliopsida, Malvales, Malvaceae.